AUGGGGCGGAUACAGGCUGAGAUUGAACUAGAACAGCUGCAGCGGGAAGAGAGCGGGAGCGCCAUGACCGCGAGGAACCAAGUCCGCACGGUGACGGCCGGGUGGUUGGUGGGCGUGAUCCUUGGCUGGGCCGCCGGCUUCGUGCUGGGGUGCCUCUUCUCUCCCGCGCUCGGCUUCAUGAUGGUUCUCCCGUUCGUGUCAGGCGGGGUGAUCGGUGGUCUGGUCUACUCGCAGCUCCGGGACAAGAUCCGAUCGCUGAGCCGGCGACCGAUGCCGAUGGAGCAGGAACAUCAGCAACCGAGAGGUCGGAGCAGAUCUGAAGACAAGCAAGAGUUCUUGCGGCAGCUUCAGGGGCGCUCCGAUCCGUCUGCAACCUACCUACACAUGGGCACGGACGACAGCACCCUUCCCUCCGGAUCUUUCUUGCGAAGAGUGGCGCUGGGGGCGACGCACAUUCUCGUGAGGUCUGCGUUGGAUGUAACGGCGGCUGCGGCCUGCGCGAUGCUGGGCCUUGGCAGGGGCGGCGGUCGAACUCAAGGCCGAUGA
Ectocarpus siliculosus is the source of this 546-nucleotide messenger RNA. Lineage: Eukaryota; Phaeophyceae; Ectocarpales; Ectocarpaceae. The record is from the annotation of a GenBank genome assembly.